Messenger RNA from Toxoplasma gondii ME49, 5413 nucleotides. RefSeq lists its product as hypothetical. The record is from RefSeq and is a predicted model, not a curated record. NCBI's taxonomy places the organism in Eukaryota, Apicomplexa, Conoidasida, Eucoccidiorida, Sarcocystidae. The transcript has a single exon. The coding region runs from base 618 to 5015 and encodes 1465 amino acids.
CCCCUUAUACAACGGAUUCUCGUGCAAAAAACGGUUCCUGAAUGAAACUUCACUUCGCAGUCAUAAGAAGUUCGCCUUCACUAGUAAGAUUACUAGAGGAAAGAAUUCGCCUGUGCCAGAACUGUUCCACGAGUUGGAAGGGAAAAACGCCAACCUUCGUACAACUGUCAAAGAAACCACCGAUGUCCGUUGCAGGAUGCAAGCCUGGCGCAGAGUCUCUUCCCCAAGCACUGGUUGCCGUUUUUAUGAACCCUGCUUCCUUAAGGCGCCGCGCAGCGUUUGUGGGUUGUCUGUCUCGCCUGACGCUGGAGAACUUUCAUUUCGUCCCGGAUCCGUGUUAACCGCCUGGACGUCUCUCGGUGCUCUACCCGGCAGAUCCGGUGACGUCUGCUUUUGAUAGAGAAGAAACCUGAAGGGGACGUUUGAAUCAACCCUCGCCUUCAGGGUUAACUCUCCGUUUUCUCUUGCUCCUUCCGUAAGAUAGAAGCUCUCGAGCGGACAUGCGGCAGCGCGGAGUUGUUUUGCAGGGGUGGGGGAAUGAGACUUGACUCCGGACUGGGACAAACCUGCACGACUCCUGGUUGGCGAAACGCACUUUGGACUGUUUUCUCACCGCCAUGGCGGCACUAACUGGGUCGCCUGUCCUUGAGGACAGGGACGGCCUGGAGUUGUCAGAACAGGCAGAUGGCAGCGCCCAAGCUCGCGCUCGAGGAUCUGCGUUCGCGCCUCUAGUACUCGCUUUAGAAAGCCAUCCGUCGUCCUUCGCAGUCAAACACCCUUUUGAAACGCAACCUUUUACCACCUCCCACUUCCGCUCUCCGCCUUCUAGCCACGUGGAUAUUCCAGCCGGCGAUGUCCCCCGCGUAUACGGUCGAUUAUUCGGUCGUUCGACAAGCAACGCCAACAUGCUCCUCACGGGCGUGGAGAGCCCGCGAACACCCAGCCAUGCGCACCCACACUUCUCUUCUGUCAAAAACAAUGCGACAGCGCCCGAGUUAAAUCGACUCCAGGAAGAGGAGGAAAAGGCGUCCGGCUCUCAAAGUGCGAUUGACUCGGUGCAAAGCCCUGGCACAGCGAGUCCACCCGAAGAGGUGACCGGGGAAGAAGUGGCGGAACCUGAACGAGCCAGCAGAGCUUUGGAGCUAGAAGCGUCCCCAGGCAGCCGCCGAAGUGAACAGAAGCGCUCCCGUCGACAAAGCAGAAUCCGGACUCCGACCCGACACGUUUUGCCCGUUUUGGUGAUGCUUUUCACGUCGCUUGCCGUUGUUUUCCGAAGCCUUCGGAGGUGUGUGUCGCCGCAUAACUUCCCUGAAGCGGUUGCGGGCACAAGAAACUUUCUCGCAGACUCUGACCUCCCGUUCCUCGGCUCCCUAACUUCAGGGACGCCGUCGUUUGACCACGGAAACCGCGCGCGACGCCUCGCCGCUUCUCGAGACACCGGUUCUCCAGACGGCUCUGGACAAACGUCAGACACUCAUGGAGAGGGCGGAGACACCGGCACUGUCGAUCUGGCCUGCAUCGUGGACAGCCUACUGACCACGACAGAGGAGGGCGGGGCGGCAUCGGGAGAGAACAAUAGCCAGCAGCCGAAGCAAGUGACUCCUCAGCAACUAAACCGUGCUAUCCAGAAAGCCGAGGACACCUUGCGCGUCUUGGAUUUGGCAUGCGAAAUGAUCAAGGACUUCGAAGACGACCUGCCAGAGGGGUUUCCGCGCCGAAAUGCUGAAACGUGGGUACGCCACGCUGGCGACUUUAUCGUGCAACAAUUGAUGGCUCUGCUGGCAGCUCGUGCAGACAUGGAUAAGAAAGUAGUUCUCAGCUGGGCUGGCGCGACGUGGGAUCACUCCCAGGGCCGUGGUGAGCCGGUGACACCGGCCUUGAGGAUGCCUCCCUCUUACCCCUGGCAAGGAGGGGCGACACAAGGUCCGGAUGCUACCGGAGACUCGAGCGCCUCCUCUGCUUCCCUUCGAGCUGGAGCAGCAGCCGCGCCAGAACCGAUGGCGGGAGGCUCGUCUCAAAGGCACAAAACGACUCCACCCGGUCUGAGCAAGCUUCCUUAUGGUACCCAGCAACCUCUGCACUCACAGGUGUCCGCUGCAUCGCUUGAGUCAACUCCUCGCUCUCUUCCCACCAGGAUAAGCUCUCAGCAAACGUCCUUCUCUCCUUCGUGGGGAACACCAGGCGUGCCGCCGCCCCGUCCGCCACUCCACUCACAAGAAGUUUCUUUGCCUCCGGAAUUUCAGCUGCCGCUAGGUGCCUCGAAUUUCCUCAAAGCUUUUUCCCAACACAGCGGCGAUACUCCCCAACGUUUGUCCCUGCAGGGGGAGAGCGACUCUCAACAACCUGUCACCCAACCCGCGGCCGCCGGCGUCUCGACGCAUCCUCAAUUAUGGCUUGGCGAGCCGAAGGCACCUGAAGAAGCAUCUUCGUGGUUCAACACUCUUUUCAAGAGCCCAGCCGACUGGCUUUCCCCAGAUCGUUCACGGAGUCCAGCGUUUGCAGACGACGGGGCAGGGGGUGCCGACAGUCGCAGCAGGCGUCACGGCGCGGCUUUGAUUUCCACUGGUCGCGGCGAAGAGUGGAAAUCUCCCCAAGGGCAGGCUGCGACGACAGGUCUGGAGGAAGCGCCUCCCAAGAGUGCCUCACCACCCUCGGCACCCGUUCCGCCCUCCUACGCGGACGCCGCCAAAGCAGUGCGGACUGGGGCAGGGACAGGCUCUGGCCCUCCGAUGAAACCCAAACGAAAGGGGGAGCAGAGACUGCCUUACUCCGCAGCCGCAGGACGCCAGGGAGAACAAGUUGUAGUUGGUGGGGCUGAAGGCCGUCGUGCGACAAGAGACAGACAUCCAGAGCAAGAUCCUACAGCUCAGCACGCGCAACGGGUUGCUGCUCGUCAGGGACUGCCCCAUGAAGGUGCAAGAAAGGACGAGAAAACGGCAUCGGAGCAGAAGCGCGAAAGCAAGAAAGGCCGGAGUUUCGUGGAGAGCACACCACAUCCGGGCGACAGUGCACGGCCUCCCGUGGUGAAAGGGGAUUUGGGGUCGUUAGUGGUUAGAUCAGGCGGUCAAAAAGUUGGCCAGAGUGGGGAAUGGAAGACGGCGGGACUGUCGAAAAAGGAUAAGGCACCGAAGAAAAAGAAACAGGCAAAGGAAGGCGACAAACCCAGUGACAGCAAAGGCGCAGACAGCACCAGCACCAAAGUGGACGUCGGGUCAGCCGGCGUUGAAGCAGCCGAAUCAGAGACACCCGUUGCGGGUCCGGCGGGCCGAGCUGAUAGACAUGGCACUGACGAGCGCGAGACUAAAGAGGCAUCGAAGAAGCAAAGGAAACGCAAAGAAGCAGCCUCUCCACCCUCGGAGCCCGCGCACUCUGGCGACGGAGGGGCACUUGCAGCGGGCCAGGGGGACGGAGACCCGCCGGAGAAGCGCGGGGGAGAUGGAGGAGACGAUCCAAGCGAUGGUGGUGAAGAGCAGAAGGAAGAAGAGGAAGAAGAGAAAGAAGAGGAAGAGGAAGAAGAGAAAGCAGAGGAAGAGGAAGAAGGAGAGGAAGAACGCGGGAGGGGAAAGAAGGACGACGACAGCGACAGCGGAAGUGCUGCCACCUCAGCGCCUGGUGCCGAUGGUCUUGCAGAAGCAAAGGGGGCAGGGGGUACCGAUGAGAAAGAGCAGCUAGAUCGAUCUAGGGAGGAAGACAAAGAGCACGGUCCCUGCUCCGCAGAGGAAGGCGCGUCUGCAGCGAGUCCUUCGCGGGAUCUUGGAGCGAGACCGAAGGAACGCGCGAAGCCCAGCAGUAAACCUGGAAAGAAGCAAAAACAAAAAGGCAAGGACAAAGGUGGAACAGUCGAUAUUCGCUGGAAUCUGCAGGACUUUAUGGACCAUCCAGAGAUCAUGAGCGAUCUCCGGCAAAACAAACAUUACCUGGAAAUGUCCCUCGCAACUCUUCACAGCACGGAAGAAGUGUUUGAGGAGUGGCUCGACAGGUCACAGACUGUACAGGCAUUCCUUGAAGAACGUGACUUACAGGGCUUGAGGGAGAAACAGCUGCCCGAUUUACACGGUAAACUGCCGAGAGAGCUCGACGCACUGCUUGAGAACAUAUUAAGCGUCCGCGCCACAUUGACAGUCGCCCGAAGCUAUGGCUUGAAGGCCAAGGUUAUGCUGAAUGCUGCACGAGUAGUUGAAUCUGGACCCGCCGAGGACGUUCCAGACUGGGGGCAAGAACCGGUCGAUCCGCGGGCUCCCCCGGAGAUUCGGCUUCUCCAGCAUAUUUGCAAGAUGUGCUACGAGGUUCAGGUGAGAGCGCCGCCACUGGAGGACAAAUUCAUGAAGUUGCUGGAGCUGUAUUAUCAGCUUGAAUUCAUGUAUGUCUGCGCGGAUAAAGUUGGCGGCGCUCGGGAAAAAGUCCUGAAACUCGAAGAUGUACCCGAGCCUCCGCCAUCCAUUGCUGAGAUGGCAACCUUGCUCCGCGGAGAAGCAGAAACGCCAGAGCGUGGGCGCCCAGAAGGAUCAGAAACGCCGGAAAGCGACGACAGAACGACAGCAGAGGUGGCGGAGCCCGCGACUUCCCCGCAGGUGUCCGAGAUUUCCCAAUAUCACACGAGAAUGAUGGAUCUGGCGAUUAGAACAAGCGCGGAUUUAGUGAAAUACCGGACUACUAUGGAAACCGUAAUAGAAAAGGGAGGAAAAGAACAGCCGCAAUGCAAGAUUGCUGUUAGAGUUGUACCAGCCGCAGGUGCACAGACGUGGGCUGUUUUGGAUGUGCUGUUGUACCUCCAAAAAAUGUGCGGGUUCGAGGGUUUGCGUCCCGGGACGGAGACCUCGGGCAGAGCGUACGACGCCUUCGCCAAAAUGAUUUCUACUGUCCAGCAGUCUGCAAAGAGUUUGAGACGCAGCUACGGCGUGUACGCUGCUCUGAACGCGGUUGUUCAGGCUGAGGAGACAGAAAUGAAAUAUGUCACUGAGGAAGAAGGGCAGGCGGACAAGGCAUCAAGGAAAAGUCACAGAUCUCGGAAGUGACAACCGUGGAACGAGGGGGAAUAGGAAGAGGGCGGGGGUGCAGAAGGCACCGCACGAUCAUCUGGGAGCCGCGGAUGAACGGGGCUGUGCUCCGUUCCACCGAGACAACAGUCGAAGAACUACUCGGAACAACGUCAAACGUAAAACGAUGGAGCAUGCGCGGAGCCCAAGGAGAGGAAACAAAAGGUGAAGGACAAGCCAGGCAAAACGCUCCCGAACUCAGGGAGUUUCAACGGUCAAGUCUCUCUACGGCGCGGCAACUUAAGCUCCAGAAGUAGAAGCGUUUCUUUGUAAACUUCUUGUGCUCGACCCGCCUGUACAUCUUCGGUCUCGGUGAAAGCGGACGUGGCCGUGUUCCCUCGUGUGGUCCCCCCCGUGAAAGUUAUCCAAGGAAGGCG